GGGGGGGUGGAGGGCCAGCCGGAGCUGUGGCCCAGACUUUCCCAGGCAGACAGAUCUGGCUGUGUCCCAGCCCAGAACUUCUUCUGAGGACAGGAGCUUUCUUGGGCCCCUGCCAACCCCAGGCCUCAGGAGAACAAGGGGGCUGUGUGGUCACGGUGUCUCUCUGGAGCAGACUCUGCGGUCGUGGGUGCCUGCAGUGUGUGAGGGAGACCCCAGUUAUCUCAUCAGCUGCUUCAGCCAACCUCCCCCCCCACCCCAGCUUUGGUGGCUACCCCUGCAGGCAAGGCGUGGGGCUCCCAUCUGCUGAGAAAGCGCCCGCAGAGCCAUGAGGAGGCGCCAUGUGUUCCUGGCCCUGCUGGCCGUGGUCCUAGUGCUCUUCCUCAUCAUUGGCCUAUGCCUUUGGCUGCCCUCAGCUUCCAAGCCACACAACCAUGUCUACGCCAGGGCGGCCGUGGCUGCAGACGCCAAGCAUUGCUCGGAGAUCGGGAGGGACGUGCUGAGGGAAGGCGGCUCGGCGGUGGAUGCUGCCAUCGCAGCCCUGCUGUGUGUGGGGCUCAUGAACGUCCACAGCAUGGGCAUUGGGGGCGGCCUGUUCCUCACCAUCUACAACAGCACCACACGAAAAGUUGAGAUCAUCAAUGCCCGCGAGGUGGCCCCGGGGCUGGCCUCUAAUGACAUGUUUAACACCUCGGAGCAGUCACAGGAAGGGGGCCUGUCGGUGGCGGUUCCCGGUGAGAUCCGCGGCUAUGAGCUGGCCCACCAGCGGCACGGGCGGCUGCCCUGGGCUCGCCUCUUCCAGCCCAGCAUCCAGCUGGCCCGCCAGGGCUUCGCUGUGGGGAAGGGCUUGGCAGCAGCCCUGGAGAAAAGCCAGGCCGUCAUCGAGCGGCAGCCUGCGCUGUGCGAGGUGUUCUGCCGGGAUGGGAAGGUGCUGCGGGAGGGGGACAGAGUGAUCAUGCCGCGGUUGGCCGACACGUACGAGACGCUGGCCUUGGAGGGAGCCCAGGCCUUCUACAACGGAAGCCUCACAGCCCAGAUUAUCAAGGACAUCCGGGCUGCUGGGGGCAUUAUGACCGCCAAGGACCUGAACAACUACCGUGCUGAGCUAAUAGAGAACCCACUGAACGUCAGCCUUGGGGACGCCCAUCUCUACGUGCCCAGCGCCCCACUCAGUGGGCCGGUGCUUGCUCUUAUCCUCAACAUCCUCAAGGGGUACAACUUCUCCCGGGCGAGUGUGGAGACACCGGAGCAGAAGGGUCUGACCUACCACCGCAUUGUGGAGGCCUUCCGGUUCGCCUAUGCCAAGAGGACCCUGCUUGGGGACCCCAAGUUUGUCAAUGUGAUGGCGGUGGUCCGCAACAUGAGCUCCGAGUUCUUUGCCGCUCAGCUCCGGGCCCGGAUCUCUGACAACACCACUCACCCGACCUCCUACUAUGAGCCUGAGUUCUACACGCCUGAUGAUGGUGGCACUGCUCACCUGUCCGUGGUUGCAGAGGACGGCAGCGCUGUGUCGGCCACCAGCACCAUCAACCUCUACUUUGGUUCCAAGGUACGAUCACGGGUCAGCGGGAUCCUAUUCAAUGAUGAGAUGGAUGACUUCAGCUCCCCCAACAUCACCAACCAGUUUGGGGUGCCCCCCUCACCAGCCAACUUCAUCGAACCAGGGAAGCAGCCGCUCUCAUCCAUGUGUCCGGCGAUCAUCGUGGGCCAGGAUGGCCAGGUCCGCAUGGUGGUGGGUGCCUCUGGGGGCACACAUAUCACCACGGCCACCGCGCUGGCCAUCAUCCAUAACCUGUGGUUUGGCUAUGAUGUGAAACGGGCAGUAGAGGAACCCCGGCUGCACAACCAGCUUCUGCCCAACACCACGACGCUGGAGAGAGGCAUUGACCAGGCGGUGACUGCAGCUCUGAAGACCCGGCACCACGACACUGAGGUCACGUCCACCUUCAUCGCUGUGGUGCAGGCCAUUGUCCACACGGCCGGUGGCUGGGCAGCUGCCUCAGACUCCAGGAAAGGCGGGGAGCCUGCUGGCUACUGAGUGCUCAGGGCGGGCAAGGCUUACUGGCAACCUAGGGAUGAGAUGCCUGCUGGGGCCAGAGUGGGACCUUGAGGGAUUUGCUUCCCCUGUGAGUGACAAAGCAGUGCAAUAAAUGGGGGUCGCAGCGUGAGGCUCUGGGCAGCCUUGCCGGCCCGGCUCCCAUAUCCCUGGGCC
Messenger RNA from Neomonachus schauinslandi (Hawaiian monk seal), 2209 nucleotides. RefSeq names its product gamma-glutamyltransferase 1 (gene GGT1). Gene Ontology annotation, biological process: regulation of inflammatory response; regulation of immune system process; glutathione catabolic process. Gene Ontology annotation, cellular component: plasma membrane. The record is from RefSeq and is a predicted model, not a curated record. Bases 326 to 2035 code for a protein of 569 amino acids. The transcript is spliced from 14 exons. Lineage: Eukaryota; Metazoa; Chordata; Mammalia; Carnivora; Phocidae. Gene Ontology annotation, molecular function: glutathione gamma-glutamate hydrolase.